AGCAAUUACAAGAAUAAUGAAAUAAAAAAGGUGUGCUAUUGGAUCCAGAUCUUCUGCUUUUCUUCUAUAAACAAAACAUGGGGUUCCACCCUCUACAAUCCCAAAACAGAUCAACAGUUCUCAUCUCUCAACAAUGUCUGCAACUCUAAGUAAUCUCUUUCUUUCUUCUAAUAUCUUCUCUUUCACCUUCUUUCUUUCACUAAACUCGCUUUUCCUUUUCCAUUCUUGUUUCUCCAUUGAUGAACAAGCCCAAGCUCUCUUAACAUGGAAAAGCACUUUAAACACCUCAACAGAUGCUCUUAUUUCAUGGAAUCCUUCAAACCCAAAUCUAUGCAAAUGGGUUGGUGUCAUUUGCAAUUCCAAUGGCAUGGUUACAGAGAUAAGCUUAAAAGGAGUGGAUUUACAAGGUCCAUUUCCUUCAAAUUUUCACUCACUUAAAUUCUUGAAAACUCUUAUCCUUUCUUCAACAAAUCUUACAGGAAACAUUCCAAAACAGUUAGGUGAUUAUCUUGAGCUUAGUUUGAUUGAUCUUAGUGACAAUUCUCUAUCUGGUGAAAUUCCAGUAGAAAUAUGCAAGUUGAAAAAUUUGCAUACUUUAUCUCUCAAUACUAAUUUUCUUGAAGGUAAAAUUCCUUCUGAUAUUGGGAACCUUUCAAGUCUUGUCUAUUUAACUCUUUUUGAUAAUCAACUUUCUGGAAAAAUACCGAGUAGCAUUGGAGCAUUGACCAAACUACAAGUUUUUAGAGCAGGUGGAAAUAAAAAUCUUAAAGGAGAAUUGCCUAUGGAGAUAGGCAACUGCAGCAACUUGGUCGUACUAGGCCUCGCGGAGACGAGCAUUUCUGGGAGUUUACCAUCAUCAAUAGGAAAGCUUAAAAAAAUCCAAACUAUUGCUCUUUAUACAACUCUUUUAUCAGGUUCUAUACCAGAAGAGAUUGGAAACUGCAGUGAGCUACAAAACUUGUACUUAUACCAGAAUUCUUUAUCAGGUUCAAUCCCAAGCCGGAUAGAGGAACUCACUAAGCUGCAGAGUCUGCUUUUAUGGCAGAACAGCUUAGUAGGUUCAAUUCCAGAAGAGAUUGGAAGCUGCAGAGAGCUUACUGUCAUUGAUUUAUCAGAAAAUCUUUUGACAGGAAAAAUACCCAGCAGUAUUAAAAACCUGCUCAAGCUUCAGGAGCUUCAGUUAAGUGUAAAUCAGUUAACAGGUGUUAUUCCUGUUGAAAUCACUAAUUGUAUAGCUCUUACUCAUCUUGAAGUAGACAAUAAUUUCAUUUCAGCUGAGAUUCCUGUUGAUAUUGGCAAGUUAAAUAGCUUGACUUUAUUCUAUGCUUGGCAGAACAAUUUAACAGGAAAUAUUCCCGAGUCAUUAUCAGAGUGCCAGAAUCUUCAAGCUCUUGAUCUUUCAUAUAACAAUCUUUUUGGUUCAAUUCCGAAGCAGAUUUUUGCUCUGCAGAAUCUUACAAAGUUACUUUUACUUUCUAAUGAUUUAUCUGGCUUCAUUCCUCCUGAUAUAGGGAAUUGUACCAACCUUUAUAGGUUAAGGCUAAAUAGAAAUAGAUUUUCAGGUACUAUUCCAUCAGAGAUAGGGAAGUUGAAGAGCUUGAAUUUCAUUGACUUGAGCAUCAAUCAUCUUGUUGGAGGGAUCCCUGUAUCUAUAUCAGGAUGUGAAAAUCUUGAGUUUCUUGAUCUUCAUUCAAAUGGGAUAAGUGGUUUUUUACCGGAUUCUCUGCCUAAAAGCCUACAGUUUCUUGAUGUUUCUGAUAAUAGGCUUACAGGUCCAUUGACUCAUAGAAUUGGGUUAUUGACUGAUCUGACCAAGCUUAUUUUAGCAAAGAAUCAACUUUCUGGAACAAUUCCAGAAGAGAUUUUAUCUUGCAGUAAGAUUCAAUUGCUUAAUCUUGCAGAUAAUGCUUUAUCUGGUGAAAUUCCUAAAGAGCUCGGUCAAAUUCCAGCACUUGAAAUCUCUCUCAAUCUUAGCUGCAACCAAAUUUCCGGUCAAAUCCCAUCUGAAUUCUCUGGUCUUUCUAAACUAGGAGUUCUUGACCUUUCUCACAACAGGCUACAAGGGAAUUUAAAUGUUCUUACAAAUCUACAAAACCUUGUUUCUCUUAAUGUCUCUUUCAAUGACUUCUCUGGUGAAUUACCGAACACUCCCUUUUUUCGAAAGCUUCCACUUAGUGACCUUGCUUCAAACCCAGGUCUUCUGAUUUCUGGAGGUCUAGUAUCAUCUACAGAUAGUAUGGGGACUGCAGCACGGACCAAGUCAGCAAUGAAGCUAAUGAUGUCUGUUUUCUUAAGUGCAAGUGCUGUAUUAGUACUACUAGCAAUCUACAUGCUUGUUCGCACCAGAAUUGCUAAUGCUAAUGCUUUGAUGGAAGAUGGAAACUGGGAAAUGACUUUGUAUCAGAAAUUAGAUUUCUCAAUUGAUGAAAUUGUACGAAAUCUCACAACAACCAAUGUAAUCGGCACAGGAAGCUCAGGAGUAGUAUACAAGGUCACAAUUCCUAAUGGAGAGUCUUUGGCAGUAAAAAAAAUGUGGUCAAAAGAAGAAUCUGGUGCAUUCAGUUCUGAGAUUCAAACACUUGGUUCAAUCAGACACAAAAACAUUGUUAGAUUAUUAGGGUGGGCUUCGAAUUGGAAUCUGAAGCUUCUUUUCUAUGAUUAUCUCCCAAAUGGAAGCUUAAGCUCACUUCUUCAUGGUGCUGGUAAAGGAGGAGCAGAAUGGGAAACUAGAUAUGAUAUUGUGUUAGGAGUUGCAUAUGCACUUGCAUACUUACAUCAUGAUUGUUUACCUGCUAUUCUACAUGGGGAUGUGAAAGCCAUGAAUGUUCUGUUAGGAUCAGGUUAUGAACCUUAUUUAGCUGAUUUUGGGUUAGCAAGAGUUGUCAGCAGUACUUCUGAUGAUGAUUUAGCUAAACCAAGUCAGAGACCUCACCUUGCUGGUUCUUAUGGAUAUAUGGCUCCAGAGCAUGCAUCGAUGCAGAGAAUAACAGAGAAAAGUGACGUGUACAGUUAUGGUGUGGUGCUUUUAGAGGUUUUAACAGGAAGACACCCAUUAGACCCAACGUUGCCCGGUGGUGCACCCUUGGUUCAGUGGGUUAGGGACCACUUAGCACGCAAGAAAGACCCAGUUGACAUUCUUGACCACAAGCUUAGGGGAAGGGCUGACCCUACAAUGCAUGAAAUGCUUCAAACUAUAGCUGUUUCAUUUCUUUGUAUCAGCCCCAAACCUAAUGAUCGCCCAACAAUGAAAGAUGUGGCUGCUAUGCUAAAGGAAAUUCGCCACGUGGAUCCAAUGAGGCCGGAAUCUGACGUGUCAAAGGGUGGUUUAACUACAGUCCGAUCGCCGUCACCGCCAUCACCAACACCAGCCCCUCCUGCCAGGAUUGUAGUUUCACAGGGAUCAUCUAAUUGCUCUUUUUCUUUCUCUGAUGAUGAGUCGGUGUAUCAUGGGUAAUUUGUACAUUUUUCAUUGGAAAAUUCACUUGAAUGGGCAUUCACUUGAAUGGGGCAGAUAAAUAGAGUAGUAAUUGUAAUUUUUACCAUAUUUUGUAUUGUAGAUUGUAAUAACUAAUUUUAGAGUAAAAUCAGUUUACUGAUGCACAGUAUUAGCAAA
Jatropha curcas is the source of this 3613-nucleotide messenger RNA. Its product is annotated as LRR receptor-like serine/threonine-protein kinase RGI3. The record is from RefSeq and is a predicted model, not a curated record. Gene Ontology annotation, molecular function: protein binding; ATP binding; protein kinase activity. Gene Ontology annotation, biological process: protein phosphorylation. Lineage: Eukaryota; Viridiplantae; Streptophyta; Magnoliopsida; Malpighiales; Euphorbiaceae.